AUUCUGUUUCAUUCAUCAAUCAAUACUGUAUUCACUUUCUCUAUUCAUUUCACUACCAACAGACCAGUUAACCAUCCCCAUCAAUGGCUCCCGCAAAGGCAGAGAAAAAGCCAGCAGAGAAGAAACCAGUAGCAGAGAAAGCCCCUGCUGAGAAGAAACCCAAAGCAGAGAAGAAGAUCUCAAAGGAAGUAGGAAGCGACAAGAAGAAGAAGAGAACAAAGAAGAGCGUUGAGACUUACAAGAUUUACAUCUUCAAGGUCUUGAAGCAAGUUCACCCUGACAUCGGGAUCUCGAGCAAGGCUAUGGGAAUCAUGAACAGUUUCAUCAACGAUAUCUUCGAGAAACUUGCUCAAGAAUCUUCCCGUUUGGCCAGGUAUAACAAGAAACCUACAAUUACUUCUCGGGAGAUUCAAACCGCUGUUAGAUUGGUUCUUCCUGGAGAGUUGGCCAAGCACGCCGUUUCCGAGGGUACCAAAGCCGUCACAAAAUUUACCAGUUCUUGCAUGACACUAUCUGUUGGACUCCAGAGUCCAUAUUCUCAACGCAUUGUUAAUGUGACAUCCAACUUUGUUAUGCUCACUGGUCUGGAACCUCGUUUUAUCUGCUAUCAUCACUUUGUUACGCAUUCAUUUAUCUUGUUUUUUGUUUUCCCCUCAAUCCACCAAAUCUAUCUACUAAAAACAACAAUGGCUCCAGCAAAGGCAGAGAAGAAACCAGCGGAGAAGAAACCCGUCGCUGAGAAAGCCCCUGCUGAGAAGAAACCCAAAGCCGAGAAGAAUAUCUCUAAGGAAGGAGGAAGCGACAAGAAGAAGAAGAGAACAAAGAAGAGCGUUGAGACUUACAAGAUUUACAUCUUUAAGGUCUUGAAGCAGGUUCACCCUGAUAUCGGGAUCUCCAGCAAGGCUAUGGGAAUCAUGAACAGUUUCAUCAACGAUAUAUUCGAGAAACUCGCUCAAGAAUCUUCCCGUUUGGCUAGGUAUAACAAAAAACCUACAAUUACUUCUCGGGAGAUCCAAACCGCUGUUAGAUUAGUUCUUCCAGGAGAGUUAGCCAAACACGCCGUUUCUGAGGGUACCAAGGCCGUUACCAAAUUCACCAGUUCCUGAAUUAUCUGAUUUAGGGUUUACUUAAUCCUAAUUUGUUCUGCAUUACUUAGUGUUUCUUUUAAUAUAUGAUGUAGAUGUAAAAUCUUGACUUUUUAUUUAAUUGACGAUAUGGCUCCUGUCUUGUUAUGAAGUUUUCUUAAAUAUACUUGUUGUGGCAUUGUUUUAAUUUC
Molecule: messenger RNA, 1276 nt
Organism: Cicer arietinum (chickpea)
Lineage: Eukaryota; Viridiplantae; Streptophyta; Magnoliopsida; Fabales; Fabaceae
Product: probable histone H2B.3
Cellular component (GO): nucleosome
Molecular function (GO): protein heterodimerization activity; structural constituent of chromatin; DNA binding
Source: RefSeq, a predicted model, not a curated record